AUGACCAACUGUACCUUAUUAACGUGGUUAAGCCUUGUUGUACUACUUCCAACAGUAAGACUAGCGGUAGUUAAACCUAAACCGAUAACAUGCGCUGCCGUAAGAAAUCUAUACCAUACGUCGCGCAAUGGAUAUUUUACACUCUACGACUCUAUCAGUAAACCUUAUCUAGCAUUUUGCGAUUUCCAAUCUGAUCCUGGAUUCGCAUGGACACUUAUAGAAUCACUAUCAACAACCAAUGCACGAACCCCUAAAUUUAGUACGGGAUUUUAUUACAAUGUUCCAUCGAGCGAGUGCACACCUAAUUGGUCAUGCUAUCGACUUUCGAAAGCUAGAAUGGUGGCAUUAAAAAAUGCUCCAUCCUCGACUCAUUUCCGUGCGACAUGUAACUUUAAUAGCCAAAGCGUGAAAGGACUGCAAAAUCGUCGUGAUUACUUAAGGGCAUCAUUUUGCGCAGUUAAUUUUUUUUUCGCUGUUAAGGUUAAUGCGGCGUGUGUGACAGUCGAUUAUAUCAAUGUUCGCGGGCAUUCUUGCAGAAAAUGCAGCAUUCCAUUCUGGACUAGUAAUAUUUGGCAUUUACAUAUAGAUCUUCCGCAGGCGGCAGCGUCCUGCGGAAAAUUUGAAGUUCCUAAUCAAGUACAAAGUGAAGAUGUUUUUGGUGCCUAUUGGAAAGUUAAUCCUUUCUUUUCUUGUACUGCAACAAGCGCAUCAACAACUAAUUGGUGGAUCGGCGGCCCAUACCUGAAAUAA
Molecule: messenger RNA, 750 nt
Organism: Trichoplax adhaerens
Lineage: Eukaryota; Metazoa; Placozoa; Uniplacotomia; Trichoplacea; Trichoplacidae
Exons: 2
Coding region: 1-750 (249 amino acids)
Molecular function (GO): oligosaccharide binding
Source: RefSeq, a predicted model, not a curated record